This is a messenger RNA of Rhizophagus irregularis DAOM 181602=DAOM 197198, 1720 nucleotides long. The record is from RefSeq and is a predicted model, not a curated record. NCBI's taxonomy places the organism in Eukaryota, Fungi, Glomeromycota, Glomeromycetes, Glomerales, Glomeraceae.
ACGUUAUUUUUGGAAAAUUGUAUAACUCCGAAAAUUUAUAAAUUUAUUUCAUUUUGAAAUGAAUGAAAGUCCAAUCUCCUUUUUCAACAUGGCAUGCUCAAAAAUAUUUUCAGGAGAAUUGCCCGAAUUAACAAAUGAAAUUAUACAAUAUUUUAGAAAAGAUUUUUCAACAUUAUAUUCAUGUAUUUUAGUUAAUAGAUUAUGGUGUCGCUUAGCAAUUCCAUUAUUAUGGGAAAAUCCAUUUCCAAUAAGUUAUUCCAAAAAUUACCACUUCAUUAAAAUUUACUUAAAUAAAUUAAAUGAAGAUGACAAAAUAAAAUUAAAUGAAUAUGGAUUUAAUUAUAAUUUAUCUCCAUCAAGUACAUUAUUUAAUUAUCCUAGUUUUAUUAAAUAUUUAAAUACACGAGAAGUUGUUUUUAAUAUUAAGAGUUGGAUUUUUAAUACUUUAGUGGAUAAAAACCAUGAUUAUGAACUAGUAAACUUAAUUUAUGGGUUAUUAUUGAAAGUUUUUAUUGAAAAUGAAGGAAUUUUAGAUUCUUUUGAAGUAAUGUCAAACCUUGAAUAUUUUAAUAAUAUUACGGACUUGAUAUUACAAAAUCUGAAUUUUACAUACAAUAUCCGAAAAUUAAAAUUAAAAUUAGAUAUUUCAUGUCAAAAUUUUACACAAUUUUUGAAAUUUUUAUUUACUAAUUGCAAUUCAAUCUCAACGAUUGUUCUUAGUUUUCAUUAUAUAAGUGUUUAUAAUCGAUCAUCAUUAGUUGAAAAAUAUUUAUCACAAUUAAUAAUUUCCCAACAUAAUCUUAAAAAAAUUUCAUUUGAAUAUAAUAUGAUAUAUAACCAAUUUUUAGCAUUAAAAAAUUCUAAUUGUUCAAAUACUUUAAAUACAAUUAUAUUUUAUUUCAUUGAUUUUAAAAAUAUAAUUAAUAUUUUACAAGAGGUUUUUGAUCAAUUGAAUGUUUUAGAAUCUAUACACAUUUUUUAUUGUAAUUCUUUAAAUUCAGAUUUUGUUCAACAAAUUAUUAAGGUCAUUAAACCUUUUAAAUUGAGAACUUUGUUUAUGGAUGAAAUAUUACAUGUUGAAUCAUUACAAUUAUUUGUACAGAAAAUUAGUAAUUGGUUAGAGAAUCUUGAAUUUAAAAGGAGUGAUACAAGAGAAUAUAGUGAAUCAAAACAACGAUUACUUGAAUUUAUUAUAAAAUAUUGUAAAAAGAUUAGAUAUUUUAAAACGGGUACACCUGAUAAUAAUAAUAUAUAUCAAUUAAUUGAAAAUAAUCAACAUAGUAUUAAUUAUAUUAAUAUUGAAGUGGACCUUUUUAAUGAUCAUACUGAUUUAAGUGAUUUAAGUUCAAGUGUAUUACAAAAUUUAGGACAGAUUCUUCCUUCUAAAUUAGAAUACUUAUGUUUAGGACUCUGUAUUAAUACAAGUGAUCUGGAAAUAUUUUUAAAAAAUUCACAAAAUACUUUUAUUAAGAAAUUAGUAAUUAGUUAUAAGUUGUAUGAUGAAGGUGAUGAAGUUUUAUUUUAUAUAAAGAAAUAUAUUAUGAAGAAGGAAAGGGUUAAAUAUUUGGUUUUUGAUAAUAAUGAUUCAAAUUUUGAAUUAUUUACUUUAAAAAACGAAGUAAAUGAAUUUAAAUUACAUAAUAUUAUAGUUAAAAAAUUUUCUGAUUUAUAUAUUAUUAAUCCAUAUGAUUUUAUAAUUAAUAAUUAUUCACAAUAUUAA